Molecule: messenger RNA, 525 nt
Organism: Salvia splendens (bonfire salvia)
Lineage: Eukaryota; Viridiplantae; Streptophyta; Magnoliopsida; Lamiales; Lamiaceae
Exons: 1
Coding region: 1-525 (174 amino acids)
Molecular function (GO): RNA-DNA hybrid ribonuclease activity; nucleic acid binding
Source: RefSeq, a predicted model, not a curated record
AUGGUCUUAUGGUAUCCACCUGCUGCCCCUUGGGUGAAGUUGAACACUGAUGGUGCCUUCUCUACAUCGACACUGGAGGCGGGGGAGGGAGGAUUGGUUCGAGGUUCUGAUGGAGGCCUUCUGCGGGCCUUCUGUUCUCCAGUAGCUGCAUCAUCAAGCUUUGAGGCGGAGCUUUUGGCUCUGAUUCGGGUUCUGGAGAUGGCUAUGGAGCUCUCUACACACAUUUGGAUAGAGCUGGACUCAGCGGCUCUGGUUACCUUAUUGUCAUCUACACAUCUUGGAUAUGCGGAUCUUAGACAUCAUAUGGCUUUGAUCCGGAGUAUGACAUCUCAGCGGCAGGUUCGAUUCUCACAUAUCUACAGAGAAGGGAACCGGGCUGCCGACUUUCUGGUAGGUAGGGGGAUCCAAACCCCUGCCCUCACAUACUACGAUCCAAUCUCUGCGCCUCGGUACCUGAAGGCGCUAGUUAGGAUGGACCAGCUGGGAUAUCCUAACUUCCGUUUCCGACGGAGAGAUGUGGGUUGA